AAAGGGACAGAAUAAUUUCAUGGGCGAGGGCUUUGGACCGAGAGCCAAGCAGAAAAUAGCAAAGGCCCGUUGGCAGAGGUGCCUGUAGGACGCGGAAAGGAGAAGAAAGGCAAUCCGAACAGCUCUGUCGACAUUCACAAAGCAGGACUCGGUGUCCUCGUCGGUCAGAUAUAUCUUAUAUCGUCGCGCUGUGGGAUUUCAACGCGGAUAGUUUGACGUCGAUUAACAGUGGAGAUCUGGAGAUCCCGUCUGCUGUCUGAAAUAGGAUCAAACUCUUCCUCCAGCUAUGAUGGGAAUGUUAGUUUGCUGACUGCUGCAGCUCUUGUCAUUGUCAUCGUUAUACGUGUUUGCUGUGGGGGAGGAACUUAAAGAACGGCCUGCACUCCCUCAUUCCAUGCAAGUAACCUUUCAACUCCUCGCGGUCUUGAAGCAACAACAAGCGCGACUCUAGAGCUCCGACGGAGAGGACGGAGGAACAGAGGAGGAGGAAAGGGCAGGAGUUCUUAGAGAGGUUGUGUCUCUGGAAUGCCUGGCUCAGGAUGCAGCCGCUGAGCAGUCCACUCCUUUCAGGAGCCAAGGGGAGGCGUGAUUGGCCGCCGGCCUUAUCUGGGUGGAGCUGUAGGAGGGAUAUUACUUAUUCAUUGGCACAUUCUGCAAGGCCCCUCCCACCUCACUGACGCUCUGCCCUUGGCCCCUGUAAGCUGCCUGUGUAUCUGGGAAUGCUGUUGUUGCAUCAGAGGGGCAGUGUUGGAGAUGGCCGAACUCAGGGGCUAAGGUCAGGGUCAGGAUUCAAGGGUCAACACAUCUCAGAAGCUGCAGGGGUAGAUGUGGAAGGACCUGAAGCCAAACUGCAGGCACCACCAGGCAUAAGCUGUAUGCACCGUGGAAACCAGCUUGUCCUAACGCCACCCCUGGAAACUAAAGCCUUUCAUCUAUGAGACGGGAAGCUUACUUUCACUUCCACAGCCUUGUUGCACUUGUUCAGACAUUCUAGAACUCUCUGGAGCUAGUGUCUUUAUUAUUCAACACUGCACAACUUCCCCUGAAACAAUCACCCAGCACAAACAAAGUCACUAUGCGUCACAUCCACGUGGAACUGGCUCGUAAAGAGCCGGCCGUUGAGCUUCCAGCCCAGGACGGGGAUCUACCUCUGCCUAGCACUCGGAGCGAGAGCCCUGAAUCUGAAGUACGGCGAGUCGUUCCCAGACCUUUCGGAGAAGAAGAGAUCAGGCUACAGAAGGUCUACCAGCUAUCCAUCCUCUCCCAAAGAGGUGGUUUCGGGGAAAGUCAAGAGACUCUUCGGCCUGUCCGAGUAGGUAUGAAACGUAGCCUGGAGGGGACGCCGGUCCCUGUCGCCCAUAAGCGUCUUUUCCAACAGGACGGGGAUGACGACGACGAUGAGUCCGAUGGGGAGGUGUUGUGUGGCUCUGGGGUGGAACCACUUUUUUCCAGCUCGCUCCUUGAGCACAGAGACUCAGAAAUCCCUAAGUCGCCUCCCCUUUCCCCUUCACAUCCACCGAUUCCUGGUCGACGGCCAGCCCAGCACAACCACGACAGGCCCAUCCCGGAUGCCUUCGCCCCCCUGUCCCCAAAAUCUCCUCCUAUGGUGGACCCACAGGGCCCUCACUCCACCUGGGGCCACUGCGAGGGAAGCCCUCCCACUCUGACUCCCAGAACCGAGGCCUCCACAGCAAGAAACAUCUCAGCUGGCUGCAACGAUGAGACAAGGGAUGAAGGCCAUAACUCUGUCGACGUCAAGGGCAUGUUGUGCGCCACAGAGAGCAGUUGGGCACCUGUCCCGUUUUCAACACCAGCUGAAGCUGUCGAAUGGGGGGCGACUUUCGAAUCUUCUCCUCCACCAGCAGAGAUGAAGACCUCCUCCUCCUCCUCUAAUGGACUGAGCUCUCUUGAGAAAACACCAGUGGAAGCGAAUGGCCUGGUAUCAGGAGCAUCCAAUUCCUGUCCAGCGAAGAAAAGACUUCUCUCCUCCAGCGAUACAGGAGAGUCCUGCUCGGAGGAUGAGGGUCCAUCUACAUCAAAGCGUAGUCGGCUGGCGCUGUUGGCACCGGGGCUCGGAUUAGCAUCCUGCCGCAGCACUGAUGCCAAGGGUGCGCCCUUCUGGAACCAUCUACUGCCCUCAGCAAGGGAGCUUACCAAGACUGCUACAGACUGUUCACGAUCAGGGAGAAGGCUCAAAGUGGGGAGUCGACUCAAAUCUCGACAGUUACGCAGUGGACGCCGAACAGACACCAGUCGCUCCUGUAGUUCAAUCUCCUCUUUAUCCUCCAUUAGCAGACCUCUUCUUGGCAACUUUGAGGAGUCGAUUCUGAAGGGUCGUUUUACUCCAUCUGGGCGGAUAGAGGGCUUCACAGCAGAGAUCGGGGCUAGCGGCUCCUAUUGCCCGCAGCAUGCCACCUUACCUGUGCAAGUGACUUAUUAUGACACCUCAGAGCACAGCGCCCCUUCUCCCUUCCUGGGGGUGAUCUUGCUAGAACCACUUGGAAAAAAAGGAUACAGCGUACCCAAAGCAGGGACCAUUCAAGUGACCUUAUUUAACCCCAAUAAGACUGUGGUUAAAAUGUUUUUGGUGACAUAUAAUUUUGGGGACAUGCCUGUCAAUCACAUGACCUUCUUGCGCCAUCGUAUCUUCCUGGUCCCUGUGGAUGAGGCGGAGGGGUCAGGGGAGGGGCAGGAGGGCUCAACGUCUGACAGGAAGAAGAUUCUCUGUUACUUGAUACACCUCAGAUUCCAGAGUUCCAAAUCUGGGAAAAUCUACUUGCACAAUGAUAUCCGGCUGCUAUUCUCCCGCAAGUCCAUCGAGGUGGACACUGGGAUUCCUUACGAGCUGAAAUCUUUCACCGAGGUGCCAAGAAACCCCAAAUACUCCCCCAGAGUGUGAGAUCGGGACGCCCUGCAGCAGUGGGGCAGAAGGACUGCGUUAAUAAAGACCCCAUACACUUGAACACAGACACACUUGCACUCAUACAUGCAUACGCAGACAGAUGUAUGUACAUACACACCGAUAUCACACCCUCUCGAGGGCCAGCUCUAGAACUGAGUGUGUAACAUGCAUGCCUUGUGACUUCAUUGAGUUUUCCUCUAGUGCCGUUAAACAGUUUUGCCCUUCACUCUGCCUGCACCUGACCAUUGUGGACCAGUUGUAACCGUGCCCACCAACCCGCUCUAUUCUAAAAAGUUGGUGACCAUCAGUACAUACGGACUCCCUCGAUCAAAGAGGACUGAGUGGAUGUGCAAAGAGGUGGUGAAUGAGACCGACGGGAAUGUAUGGAGGCAAAGCAAAUGGGGAAAAAAGAGACUUCUGAGCACCAGAUUGGAGUUUCGACAAUGGACACCACCUGUAACUCGCCUAUUGAAGGGAAUGAGAAAGUUCUAGAAAUAAGAGACUGAAAAAGUACAUCCAUUCAGUGUCGGCAUUGCGUUAAAGAGCAAAGCGUGGGUCGUAAAGAGGAGAGUAGCUCAUUAUUUUGGACAUUUUCUCUUUUUGGACGGGCAGUUUGGAGGACAUUGCUGUUCCAACUUCUUCUAAACAGUACAACAUCGGAGCAGAAAACAAACUGUAGUAUUUAUGUUCGCAAAUGUCUUAAAAAAAAAAAAGAAAAAAAAAGCAAUAUGCUGCACAACUAGAGUGAUUUAAUUUUUAUUUUAUUUUUUUUGUGGAGGUAGUAGGUGCCCUCUCUGUUAGGAUGGAGGGAAAAGAUUGCCAAGUGAGUGAUGGAGGGAGGGGAAAAAGGAGGGAACGGGAGGGAAUCCGGGGUAUUUAAAAUCAGAAAAUGUUGUUUAUGUAUAUUUUAAAAAUCGAUUAAACUCUGCGACUUGCGGGUGAAACGAGCGUUUGAUCGUAAUUUGCCAAGGGAUACUUGAGAAGCAAUGCCAAGGUUUGCUCCUGUAUGUUUUGUGUAUGAUCAAUAAAAUAUGUUCACUUACGACAUCGAA
This is a messenger RNA of Puntigrus tetrazona (Sumatra barb), 3954 nucleotides long. RefSeq names its product protein FAM214B (gene atosb). NCBI's taxonomy places the organism in Eukaryota, Metazoa, Chordata, Actinopteri, Cypriniformes, Cyprinidae. The record is from RefSeq and is a predicted model, not a curated record. Bases 1076 to 2899 code for a protein of 607 amino acids. The transcript is spliced from 11 exons.